Molecule: messenger RNA, 5318 nt
Organism: Melospiza georgiana
Lineage: Eukaryota; Metazoa; Chordata; Aves; Passeriformes; Passerellidae
Gene: TEX14
Product: testis expressed 14, intercellular bridge forming factor
Exons: 30
Coding region: 36-4388 (1450 amino acids)
Biological process (GO): protein phosphorylation; intercellular bridge organization; attachment of spindle microtubules to kinetochore
Cellular component (GO): intercellular bridge; kinetochore; midbody
Molecular function (GO): protein kinase activity; ATP binding; protein binding
Source: RefSeq, a predicted model, not a curated record
AAUAAGUUCUUUACGUUGAGGUGCUUUGCAGCUUGAUGUUUCCUAACUUUUCCCAGUUGCGUUCAGGAAAGAAGAUGGCUCAUCCCAUCCCUCUCCCAUUUCCAUGCCCAGUCAAGCUUGGACCUAUAAAAGGAGACUCCCUGGAAGCUGACCUGCAUGAGUAUGUCAGGGAAGGGAACUAUGUGAAAGUGAAGAAGCUUCUGAAAAAAGGAAUUUUUGUUGAUGCUGUGAAUUCCAUGGGCCAGACCUGUCUGUUCACUGCUGCACUGCUGGGGCUGGGUAAAAUAGUGGAUGUGCUGCUGGAAUACGGCUCAGAUGCCAAUCACCGCUGCUAUGACGGGAGCACCCCAGUGCACGCAGCUGCAUUUUCGGGGAGCCAGAGCAUCCUCAGCAAGCUGCUGGAUGAGGGAGGAGAGCUCCGGGUGCACGACAGCCAGGGCAGAACUCCCCAGCUCUGGGCUCUGACAGGCAGCAAGGAGAGCAGUGCCCAGAUGCUGGAAUUUAUCCAGCAGUGCACCCUGCACAUGCAGGCUGCCAUUUGGAACCUUCCCUCUGAUCUGCUCAGGAAAGUUGGCUCCUCAAAGGCCUUGAUCUGCAGCCCCUCGAGGUUUGGUGGCCUUGUCCAAGGAAAUGCUGAGGCUCCUCUGGGGAAAUUACUGAAGGGACAACCCAGCGUGGCCAAGAACAUUUACAGCUUUGGUUUUGGGAAGUUCCACCUGGCAGGCAGUGGCCACCUGGGCUACCUGGCCUCCCUCCCCAUUAUUGGGGACAGAGAUGUGGUCCAGGCUGAUGAUGAGCCAGCAUUUUCUUACCCCGUGGGGCCCUACAUGAUCAUGACCAACCUGAUGUGGGGAGGCAGCAGGGUGACAGUGAAGGAGCUGAGCUUCCAGCCCCAGCAGAACAGCUGGAAGCUGCGCCUGGCCGACCUGCUCCUGGCUGAGCAGCAGCACAGCAGCAAACUGCGCCACCCUCACUUGCUGCAGCUGAUGUCUGUCUGUCUGUCCUGUGACCUGGAGAGAACCCGUCUGGUCUAUGAGAGGGUUCACUUUGGCUCUCUCUACAGCAUCCUCCAUGAAAGGCGAGCAGAGUUCCCGGUGCUGCAGACGGAGACGCUCCUGCACGUCCUGCUGCAGAUCCUGGAUGCGCUGAGGUUCCUGCACUCCCGGGGCUUCCUGCACCGCUGCCUCUCCUCCUUUGCCAUCCAGAUCGUGUCCUCAGGGGAGGGCAAGCUCUGCAACCUGGAGCACAUGAUAGAGAGCAAAGACAGCGGGGAGCACAGUGACCUGACCCGAAUCCCUGUCCCGGCCCAGCUGUUCCGCUGGAGCUCCCCUGAAAUCGUCCUGGGCAAACCUGGCACGGUCAAGUCUGAUGUUUACAGCUUCUGUGCAGUGCUGCAGGAGGCCCUGACAGAGAGCCCUCCCUGGAAAGGUGUGGAAGACUCAGCUGUGAAGCAGCUCAUCCUUUCAGGGCAGCAGCUGCAGGCAGAUGUCAGGCUCCCCCUGCUCUAUUAUGAUGUUGUCAAGUCAGGGCUGGAACCCAAGCAGAGGAACCGCUCCAUGAAGCUCCAGGAUAUUCAAUAUAUCCUCAAAAAUGACCUGAAGGACUUGGUUAAAUCUGAAAGUGGUGGAAUACCCAAAGCCCAGAGAUCUGCUGUGCUUGCAGAUGUCAACAUCUGCUGGGCAUCAGCUUUUAGCUUCCAGAAGAGAACAGUGGAAGUCCAGGAAAGAGAGAUAAGCAAGGCUGGUGGUUUUCCUGCCCCCAAGGACUCUGCUUUCCCCCAGGAGAGCAGUGCUGUGGUGCUGCAGGAGGCAGCAGAGCCCCCUGAGCAGGACAGUGUCUGCUCUGAGGGGCAGCCAGCAGCUUCUCCCUGCAGUGAGAGCGAUGUGGACGAGAGCCUGUGCAGCUUUGAGAUGAAUGAAAUCCUGGCCAGUUACCCAGAAGGUCCCCAGGAUUUCCUGCAAGGAGGACCUGGGUCAGGCCAGGCUCCAAGGGAUGCAGAAAGGCAGCAGGAGCAAGAGCAGAGCCAGUGGGAGGCUGAGGAGGAAGAGGAGUCCUCAGGGUCCAGCACAGGCUUCACUGGAGAGGAGGAGGAGGAGGAAGAGGAAGAUGAGGAGGAGGAGGAAGAGGAAAGGGUGAGAGAAGCCCCUGGGCUGUCCCAGAUGAGGGGAGAUGCUGGCAGCAGGCUGAGCAGCCCCUCCCAGAGCGAGCAGCACAUCAGCAAGUGCGUGCUGAACCUGAAGAUCAUGCAGAGCAUGCUGCAGCAGGCUGGGCACUCCCUGAGCAGGACUGAGCAGGAGCUGGACAGGCUGAAGGCCCAGGCAAAGCAGAGCAGGCUGCUCCAGGAGCUCAGGAUGAAUCUGCUCCCCAAGGGAAAUUCUAAAGGAAGACACUGGGAUGGCUCUGGUGCUGCUUCCCAAAGCACCAGCGAGGCUCUUUCUGGAGCUGGUAUUCUUUUACACCAGGCUGUGGCUCCACCAUCCAGGGAUUACAUUCCACCUCCAGUAACAUGUCAGGCACCAGGCAGAGACAGCUUCCAGGCUGUUCCCAGGACAGCCAAGGACAGAGAGGCAAUGCAGAAUGAGAAAUGGAAGAGCAAAAUUGCAGCCACCCAUCGUGACCCGGGCUGCAGCGUGGGGCUGGAUGGUGAAGGGAGCCCAAACCAGGAGCAUUCCCUCCCACACGUGUCUGCAAGGAGCCAGCAAAAGUUCAACUUGCAGUGCCAGAGAGGAGCUGAUUCACAUCCUGCAGCAAGGAGGGAGGAGGAGAAGUGGUGCCAUUCAAAGCCAAGGGUGGAAUUCUGCAGCAAAAAAAGCAGCGAGAAGAGGAGGGUGGUGCAGUCAGGGUGGAGGAUUGAAGUCAAGCAGAUGGCCAGGAGGGUGGCCUCAGGCCAGCUGGGGCUCGGCUGUCCCUACCCUGGCAGCGAGUGCACGUCUGAGAGUGAAGCUGAGAGUGUCAAGGAGAUGCCCCAGGAUGUCCCUGCUGGGACCCCCAGAGCUCAGCAGGGCUGGGGGUGGCAGCCAGGUGAGGCUGCUGAGCCCUGGGACAGUGAGGACAGAACCGACUCUGGGGACAGCGACCUGGAGCCUGCACCCAGGCCUUCCACCACGGGGAGGAGCUGCCAGUCCCCAGCACCAGAUGAGGAGGCAGAGUCUGGAAAAUCCAUUCCUAAGAGUUCAGCCCUUCCUCAGCAAGCUGAGAGUCUCUCUAGAACUUCAGAUGCCGAGGGCAGAGCUGAAGAUGUUUGUGCAGGAUUUUUACAGAGAUCACCUGCAGAUACAGCAAUUCAGGCUCCAGGAGGAAAAAUGCCAUUCUGCUGCACAACACCACAGAGCAGUGGCAGAAACAAGCUGGGAGUGAAUCAGCUGAGCCAAAUGCCUGGAGCCAGUGUGGAUGCAGCACAAGAAGCGAUGCUGUGGGAGCCACAGGAAGAAUGCCAAGAAAAAGAUGUAUCAGUGGCAGAUAUUCAGGAUUUGUCCAGCAUCCCCUGUGAGCAGAACUUCCAGAGGGGUGUGGAGUGUAGAACGCCUCGGCUGAGCCACGCUCCCACCAGUGUCAGCACCCCCCUGGGCUCAGACGAAAAAUUUCCAUUGGCCUUUGAGAAAUACAAACAGUGCCGUGAAUUUUCUUCAGAUUCUUCCUUUUGUGGCUCUCAAGAGACCUCCUCCACACUGUUCAAGACUUUCACCACAGCCUGGGAAGGGGAGAGGAGCAUGGAAAUUCCAGUGGUGGCUCCAAGAGUUUGCCCAUUUGGACCGAAAGAGCCUGUUGGGUUGCCACCAGUUGCUUCAUCCCUGAGGAACACCAGGCAGGCACCUGCACUCUCAGAGGCAUCUCCCCCCUCCAGUGAUGAGCUGCCUCCACCAGCCCAAGAGCUGCUGGAUGAAAUUGAACACUUAAAGCAGCAAGAUUCCAUCACUCCAGGCUUGGAAGGGAUGGGAUUGCCAGACUCCGGAGUGCAAGUGAAUGCUCUUGAUCAAGUUAAAAUGGAAAGCAGAGAGUCAGGAAAAGAAUCUGAGAGAAAUGAGAAGACAAAUCAGAGUUUAUGGACUAAGGAGUCAUUUAAUCUAGCAGAGGAUACAGAAAGGGCUCACUCCAGUCUGGAUGAUGUUUUGGAAAGAAUGCUCCAUGCAGUUCCUGGAGAUGAGGAGAUCCAAGAAGAGCCUCAGGGACACACUCUUGGGGCUGCCAGCCUGCAGGAUCCAGAAGAUGCUGGAAGGAAGAAUGAAGUAGAGCAGAGAGGAGCCUGGGCUGGAGGCAGAGCACCAGGAAUCUCUGCAGGGACUUCAGCAGAUGAGAUCAAGGAUCAGAAAUCCCACCCCCAGCAGCAGCUGGCUCCAGCUCCACCCUUCAGGAGAAUUAUUUUGGAUGAGAGCUCUCUCCAUGAUUAAAACACAGAGUGAAUGAGUUCUACACAUCACCUGCUUGCUGCUGCUUGCACAGUGUUUAUUCUGUGAAUUACAGCCCUUUUUGGCCACAUAAACACCUGUAAAGCUCAGAUUUCCUUGAACAGCAGCAGCAAGUUCAGAAGGAAACCCAGUGCUCUGUGUUCUGAAAUGUUUUGUGCUGGUUUGAUGCCAUUGUUGCAUGCCCAGGCAGUGUCAAUGUGCAGAAGUGAGCUGUUGUUUUUUUUACUGUCACAUCCUUAUGAAACUGCUUUUUAUUCUGCACGUGCACAUUUUCAUAAGCUAGAGAAUUCCUUGCUCUGUUGCAUUAUGCAGUUUUCAGAUUAAAGACAAAACGAUUGUAAUUCUGUGGGCUGCUGGUGCUGCUCAGGCACUGAAAUGUUUCCAUGCUGGAGUGUUGCAGCCCAUGUAGAGUCUGUUUUUCCUUGCUCAUUAAAUUUAACAAGGUAAUUUCUUGUUUUCUCUUUACUUAGUGCUUUUGUGAUCUAGUGUUGAACUGAUUUGACUGAUUAAAGGGAUUAAUUGCUGUGCAAAAAGCUAAUGAGGAAAAGGCAGUGUUCUCCAGAGAUUGCAAGUGCAGCAAUAUGUUCCCUGCCAGCAUCAGACAAGAAUGUGGAAAAAAAUGUGGUUGUUAUGAAGAUACCUGGUGUUUAAUUCAACCACAUUUUGGGUAGGCCUCGUCCAAAAAAAACCCACCAAGAUCUCUGGAUAUAAUUGAGUUUUGGAUGAGAAUUUUGAUAGGCACAGCUCUUUCAUAUUUCACACUUUUUUGUGAUAAAUACUGUUCAAGGUGCAGGAGUGAAGGCUGUCCUGUUCCCUGGGCUUUGAGCUGCUUUUGCACAUCUGGGAGUACCAAGUUUUGUAUUUUCAUUCCUGCUUUUGCAAGGAAAUGCUCAAAUUCUUUACCUGUUCAUU